UUCUUCAAUUCUUCUCUGUGUCAUUUCUUUCUCUAAGGAGCCCUAAAUUCAGCUCACCUUCUUUAUCUCGCUUCCUUCACAGUAACGAUUCGCUUUUUAAUUCGUAUCCAUGGUUUGAUUCAGGGUUUCACCUUAAGGAUCUUCACCGAUUCAAAAACGAAUUGAAGGGCAAGAGAGAGAUUCGGUUGAUAUUGAUUAUCAAGAGCCCAAGUCUUGUGUUGCUGUACCAAUAUUUGUGGUAGUCUCAAAAAUGCCAAAGGAUAGAAGAGAUCGUUCUGUGUCUUCUGAUAGAUGCAAGGCAUCUCCUUACCCAUGCGGCUCCAGUCACAGCAAGCGAUCUUCACCUAAAACUCCGGCAGAAAUUGAGGAUGACUUAAAGGAAUGGGAAGAUGCCAGAUGCCCUGUGUGCAUGGAACAUCCUCAUAAUGCUGUUCUCCUUAUAUGUACAUCCCACGGGAAAGGCUGCCGUCCUUACAUGUGUGAUACGAGCUAUCGGCACUCUAAUUGUCUGGACCAGUUUCGCAAGUCAUCUGCCGACUCCCCGACAAGGACUUUGCUAUCUGAAGAAACCAGUAUUGCAACCAGUGAUUCACCUGCUGUUGUAAGCUCUGAGUUCAUUGUCGCUGGAGAACAAAGUUUGGAGGGGCUGUCGUCUACUGCAACCAUUUCUUGUGAGAAAAAUCCACAACCUAUACUUUUAUGCCCGCUCUGCCGUGGACAUGUAAAAGACUGGAUUGUAAUGGAUCCUGCUCGCCGAUUUAUGAACGCAAAAUCAAGAAGCUGUGCUUGUGAAACUUGUGAAUUCAGCGGCACCUAUUCCGAUCUCAGGAAACAUGCGAGGCUUGAACAUCCUCUUGUUCGACCUACACAGACUGACCCAGAGAGGCAAUGUAAUUGGAGAACGUUAGAGCGGGAAAGGGACAUUGGAGACUUGAUCAGCACACUUAAUUCUUCAUUUGGGGAAGACAGGGGAGAUGACACCAUUUUACCAAUUGAUGAUGGUGGUUGGCUUACUGUGUUUUUUCUUAUAAGGGUGUUUCGACCCGGGUCCAGUCCAAGGAGUAAUAGCUGGUCUGGUGUCUCAAGAACCAGAGGCCAGCUGACUUUUAGGAGGAGAGCUACCAGGCUCUGGGGUGAGACACACGACGGAGAAGCUGGGUCUUCUACCAGAGACGAGGAAAAUGAUUCUUCUGACGGGGGAUCAGGUGGCCCGUGGAGACGAAGUGAGCGUAUUCGUAAUCGGAAUCGGAAUCGGAAUCAAACAACACCAGACCAGUUGUGAGUGGUGAACUCCAGAGGGCAAGGUUGAAUAGUUUCUUGUUAAGAUGCUCCAACUGUGGAAGAAGGAAGUUCAGUUGAGCAAUGGAGUCUGUUCCACCGCCUGUGGAACGAAUUUUCUUUUUAGUUGCUUGGAAGAUUGUCUCAAGAAUGAGCAAAUUGUAAUGUGGAAAAAGAAAAAAUUAAUCAAGUUAUUUAAUUGACCAGUUUGCUUGCUGUUUUUA
Molecule: messenger RNA, 1502 nt
Organism: Mercurialis annua (annual mercury)
Lineage: Eukaryota; Viridiplantae; Streptophyta; Magnoliopsida; Malpighiales; Euphorbiaceae
Exons: 3
Coding region: 251-1282 (343 amino acids)
Source: RefSeq, a predicted model, not a curated record